AAAGCGGCGCAUGUCCGCCGGCGUCACCAAACACGCAAAAUGAAAGAAGCACUCGUGGUCGCCAGCUAUAGUGCGUGGCAUUGAAAAGUACGCAGGAAUCAGAAUGAAGCUCACGGCGUUCUGCUUGGUCGGGGCCCUGGUCGCUGUUGCCUCCGCACAAGACGACGCCAAAUUGACCGCCGCCAGCAAUGACUUCGCCUUACGGCUCCUUCCGUUGAUGUCGAGGUCCCAGUAUGAGAACGUCUUCUAUUCGCCGUACAGCGUGGCCACCGGCCUUGCCAUGGUUUACGCUGGCGCAAAGGGCCCGACACUGCACGAACUGUACGAGGCCCUCGGCUACAACUCGACGGGACUCGCGCAGGCCAAAGUUCUGAGCGCGCACGCCGAGCACAAUCGUCAACUGCUGGCGCCGUCCAACUCGACGCUAAAGAUCGCCAAUGCUGUUGUUGUCGACGACAGGUUGAACGUUCUCCCGGGAUACGUGAACGCCCUGGAGAACGGCUACGAAGCCGAGCUUCUCAAGGUCGACUUCGCCGGAGCAGGUCAGGAGGCCGUGAAUUCCAUCAACUCGUGGUUGAGCCGGAAGACGCAGCGGAAGAUCAGUGCGCUGUUCGACAAACCUUUGCCCGGCGACACAAAACUUGUGCUGCUUGAUGCCAUCUACUUCAAAGGGAUGUGGCGCACAAUGUUCAACAGGUCGAACACGGCGAAGGCCUUCUUUUUUACGAGCGACGGUCGGGUGUCCAGAGUCGACACCAUGCAGGGCACAGCCAAGGCGGGAUACGCCUACCUGAAUGACAUCGGAGCUUCGCUACUUGAGCUGCCUUACAGUGGCCUCGACUACACCAUGACGAUCUUGCUUCCCAACCACAUUGACAACUUCGGAAUCCUCAGGAGGGGCCUGUCUCGAAAAAUGCUCAGUAAUGCGGUGCGCCAGCUCUACGAGACUACGGUCGAUGUUCGCCUCCCGAGGUUCAAGCUCGAAAAGGAGUACAAUCUGAAUGAGGUGCUGGCCAGGCUGGGCGUCACGAGGGUGUUCAACGCGGGCGAGGCCGACUUGUCAGGCAUCAACGGUGGCAGGGACCUCUUCGUGGACGAAGUGGUGCACAAGGCUGUGGUGGAAGUCAACGAGCAAGGCAGCGAAGCGGCAGCUGUUACCGGAGCAUCGACGCUCAUCGUUUCCGGCCCGAUCACCUUCUACGUCGACCACUCGUUCCUGUUUUUUAUCCGCAAUACCAGAACGGCGGACAUAAUCUUCGUUGGAAUAGUGAACCACAUCGAAUGAACAGUUCAGAAUA
This is a messenger RNA of Dermacentor albipictus, 1298 nucleotides long. RefSeq names its product iripin-3-like. Gene Ontology annotation, molecular function: serine-type endopeptidase inhibitor activity. Lineage: Eukaryota; Metazoa; Arthropoda; Arachnida; Ixodida; Ixodidae. The record is from RefSeq and is a predicted model, not a curated record.